AUGUUGAACAACAUGGAUUUGAACGCGAAAGAUUCUUUUUACCCUCAGUUUGACAACUGCAACGGCUCAUCUCUGAGCAUGGAGGCCGGUGCGAGGAAGGACGACCGCCGGGACGCGUUCGGCGAAGCUGAGCGCUCGGUACCCGCGCAGUUCGGCCACGAAGGAGCCCCCGCGACCCUCAAAACCGAAGCUUCCAACUCGGAAUACGCGUUUAACCCUUGCGAGGGCUCCAAAGACGCCUACACCCCCUCGUCGUCCUCGCUCGCCUAUUCCGGCAGCUUCUACGUGGAAGCCUCUCAGGGGGCGCCGUGUACCACCGAGACUCUUCUCAACAUGAUCACCGAGAUCGUGGGCAUAUCCACGAUGCAGCUCUCCGAGGCCCAGCAGCAACAGCAAAGCGCCAGCAGCAACAGCAACAGCAGCAGCAGCCGGGGGGCUUCCUACACGCCCCCGAUGGACAGCUCGCAUUUCGGGGACGUCAAGAGGCAAGCCUUCACUUCGUCCCCGGCGCCGGAGCCGUCCACCUCCCAGCUCGGCUUCACCAAAGCCGAGCCCAAGUCCGAGGCGGCUUCCUUCCCUGUUGUGGUCAAGAAUGAGUUCGAGAGCUACGAGUGGGGAUCUUUCUGCAAAUCCGACUGCUUGGAGAGCAGUUUCCACUCGGAGACCUUCCCUAUGUCCAACGACUUCCCGCCCGAGCAACAAAUGGACGUGAAGGAACUUUUGGACACCUUCCCGGCCAUGUGCCCCAAUCCGGACGUGGAGUUCAAAGUGGAAGGGGGCAUCAAGCAGGAGCAGUGUUUCUCCGACACCUGCUCCCAGAGCUACGCCUACAACGGUUACCUCCCCCCGCCUAUGGGCCUCACUUCUAGCCUGAAGCCAUACCCAGAAGCCCCCCCCUCCAAUCAGUGCGACUCCACCAUUUACGCCUCCCCUGCUUUGCCCAGCACCAUAGACUCCAUCCUCUACUCUUCCUUGCUGCCCGACUCCUUCGCCCAAAGUUACACCACCACCCGUGCCGCCGCCACCACUAGCACCUCGACCACCGCCACUAAGCCCCCCAGGGCCCGGAAGAGCACGGCCGCCUCCUCGCACGGCCCCCCCAAGGAGAAACCCUUCACCUGCCCCAUGGAGAGCUGCGACCGCCGCUUCUCGCGCUCAGACGAGCUCAACCGCCACAUCCGCAUCCACACGGGCCACAAGCCAUUCCAGUGCCGCAUCUGCCUGCGCAGCUUCAGCCGCAGCGACCACCUGACCACGCACACCCGGACUCACACGGGCGAGAAACCCUUCUCCUGCGACGUGUGCGGCAAGCGCUUCGCCCGCAGCGACGAGCGCAAACGGCACGGACGCGUGCACCAGAAGCAGAAGGAGAAAAUGGAGCUAAAGCCUCAAGUGACUCCCAAUGCGUGGCCCUUCGCGCUGCCCGAGGGCAUCUGA
Nerophis lumbriciformis (worm pipefish) is the source of this 1437-nucleotide messenger RNA. NCBI's taxonomy places the organism in Eukaryota, Metazoa, Chordata, Actinopteri, Syngnathiformes, Syngnathidae. The record is from RefSeq and is a predicted model, not a curated record.